AUGGCUACCGCAAAGNNGCGCGAUGUGAGGAAUCACGUCCUCUUCGAGGUCGCUACCGAAGUCGCCAAUCGAGUCGGCGGUAUCUACUCGGUCCUCAAGUCAAAAGCUCAGGUUACAACAGCAGAGUAUGGCUCAGCCUACACACUGCUCGGUCCUCUUAAUCGCAACUCGGUUGAGGAGCUCGUGCCCAAGGACCCCGCCAUGUUGGCAACCAUCAAAUCCAUGAACGAGCGUGGAAUCAAGACACUAUACGGAAGAUGGUUGAUUGAUGGUGCUCCGAGAGUGCUGCUUUUCGACACUGGCACUGGCUACUACAAGCUCGACGAGUGGAAGGGCGACCUUUGGGCAACUGCUGGUAUCCCUUCGCCUGCAGAUGACCACGAAACCAAUGAGGCCAUCGUUUUUGGUUACCUAGUUGCAUGGUUCCUUGGAGAGGUAAACAAUCUCCAAUAUCUAUGUUUCUCAGCGAUCUCUACUGACACGUCAUUANNGUACGUCUACCACGAAAAGGAGCGUGCAGUCGUUGCUCAAUUCCACGAGUGGCUCGCUGGUGUUGCUCUUCCUCUGUGCAAGAAGCGCAGAAUUGAUGUGACUACCAUCUUCACCACUCACGCAACCCUCCUCGGUCGUUACCUGUGCGCCGGCUCUGUCGAUUUCUACAACAACUUGCAAUACUUCGACGUCGACGCCGAAGCUGGAAAGAGAGGCAUCUACCAUCGCUACUGCAUAGAACGCGGAGCUGCUCACGCCGCCGAUGUCUUCACGACUGUAUCGCAUAUCACUGCUUACGAGAGUGAACAUUUGCUCAAGCGCAAGCCCGACGGUGUUUUGCCCAACGGUCUGAAUGUCAAGAAGUUCUCAGCAACUCACGAGUUCCAAAACUUGCACCAAGUCAACAAGGAGCGCAUCAACGACUUUGUUCGUGGUCACUUCUAUGGCCACAACGAUUUCGACCCCGACAAGACUUUGUACUUCUUCACUGCAGGUCGUUAUGAGUACCGCAACAAGGGUGUCGAUAUGUUCAUCGAGUCUCUCGCCCGUCUCAACCACCGUCUCAAGGCAGCUGGCUCGGACAUGACCGUUGUUGCUUUCAUCAUUAUGCCCGCACAAACCACUUCGCUCGCUGUCGAGGCCCUCAAGGGUCAAGCUGUUCUCAAGUCUCUGCACGACACAGUCAGCUCCAUUGAGAAGAACAUUGGCAAGAAGCUCUUCGAGCGCUCUUUGGCAUGGCACGAGGGGCAAAACCCUCCUGACGAGACUGGCCUCUUGACUCAAGAAGACAAGGUUCUGCUUCGUCGCCGUCUCUUCGCUAUGAAGCGCUCCAACCUGCCUCCCAUUGUUACUCACAACAUGGUCAAUGACUCAGAAGAUCCCAUCCUGAACCAGAUCCGCCGUUGCCAACUCUUCAACCACCCCACCGAUCGUGUCAAGGUCGUCUUCCAUCCCGAGUUCUUGAGCUCCGGUAACCCAGUCCUUCCAAUGGACUACGACGAUUUUGUUCGUGGUACUCAUUUGGGUGUCUUCUCAUCUUACUACGAGCCUUGGGGUUACACUCCUGCCGAGUGUACUGUCAUGGGUGUUCCUUCCAUCACCACCAACCUCUCUGGAUUCGGAUGCUACAUGGAAGAGCUGAUUGAGAAUGCUCAAGACUACGGUAUUUACAUUGUGGACAGACGCAUGAAGGGCGUGGACGACAGUGUGAACCAACUCACCGAGUACAUGUUCGACUUUGUUGGAAAGAGCCGCAGACAACGCAUCAACCAGCGCAACCGUACCGAAAGAUUGAGUGACCUCUUGGAUUGGAAGCGCAUGGGUAUGGAGUACGUCAAGGCUAGACAGCUGGCUCUCAGAAGAGCGUACCCUGCCUCAUUCGAGGGCGAUGAAGAGCCUGGUUUCUUCGACGGCACUGAAGUGAAGAUCUCUCGCCCACUUUCAGCACCCGGCUCGCCAAGAGACCGCUCAGGCAUGAUGACCCCUGGUGACUUUGCUUCUCUGCAAGAAGGUAGAGAAGGCUUGAGCACUGAGGACUACAUCGCCUGGAAGCUUCCUNGAGGAGGAAGAUGUGGACGAGUACCCAUUCCCGCUUACCCUUCGAAGCAAGAACUCAUCGUUAAACGGAACCGGCACCACGACACCUACAAAUGGCACUGCAAGCAACUUGACAACCAACACAAGCGGUGCUGCCUUCUGAGAGGAUGA
Messenger RNA from Aureobasidium musti, 2199 nucleotides. The record is from the annotation of a GenBank genome assembly. Lineage: Eukaryota; Fungi; Ascomycota; Dothideomycetes; Dothideales; Saccotheciaceae.